CGAGUCUCUGUUUCGGUCACAUAACCGAAAGGAAACUUUUUUAGUCAGAAAGAAAGAUUUUUGGAGUUGAAAGCAACAUAAGAGAUUAAUGGAUGGUUCAGCUGGUCCAAGAGAUGGAGGAGCUAUGAAGCCGGUGAUUUUGAGAGUUUGUGUUGCUAUUGUAUUAUCAGCAACUGGUUUGAUUUUGGCUAGGUUUGUGUCUCGGAAUGAAGAUAACGAGGUAACUUCUUCUACAAGUAAUCCAGAGUCUUCUUCAUCACCUAGCAGAGAAAACGACGAGGAAGAAGAAGCAGAGAGUCCGAAUCAGCAGAAGCAAGAGAUUCUCAGCUUAAAAUCCAGAUUCGAGGAGCUUCAAAGGAAGGAAUACGAGAUGGAGUUGCAUUUCGAGCGGUUUUGUAACUUGAAAGAUCAAGAAGUCAUGCUUAUUGAGCAUAAAAGCAUAUUGAGUCUUGAGAAAGCUCAAUUAGAUUUCUUCCGUAAAGAAGUUUUAGCGAUGGAGGAAGAACACAAGAGGGGUCAAGCUUUGGUGAUUGUGUAUCUCAAACUUGUGGGAGAAAUCCAAGAGUUGAGAUCAGAGAAUGGGUUGCUUGAGGGGAAAGCAAAGAAGCUUAGAAGAAAAUCAAAGCAGUUAUACCGUGUUGUCAACGAGAGCAGGAAGAUUAUUGGCGUGGAAAAAGAGUUCUUGAAGUGUGUUGAUGAAUUGGAGACGAAGAAUAACAUUGUGAAGGAACUUGAAGGUAAAGUCAAAGACAUGGAAGCUUACGUUGAUGUGUUGCAAGAGGAAAAGGAAGAAUUAUUCAUGAAGUCGUCAAAUUCAACAUCAGAGAUGGUGAGUGUAGAAGAUUAUAGAAGGAUAGUAGAAGAGUACGAGGAAUUAAAGAAGGAUUAUGCGAAUGGAGUGAAGGAAGUGAUUAACCUGAGAUGGAGCAAUGCUUGUUUGAGACACGAGGUGAUGAGAAAUGGAACCAACUUUGGGGAAAUCGUGUUUUCUCCAAAUGGAAACUUGCAUGAGCUGGGUUUGGAGGAUGAUCAAGUGGAUAAUGCUCUGGCAUUGAUGAGAGUAGCUAAUGAGCAACAUGAAGAGAAUCAUCAUCAGCAUGAAUCUUCGAGGAGGAAGAGAUUGAUGAAGAAGUUGAAGAAAUGGGUUGAAGGAAAUGAGAAAGGAAAAUCAAAAGCAGAAGAAGCAGAAGAAGCGGAAGGCACUAUUUGACAGUGGAACCUGAAGAAGAACGAACAUUUCAUUCAAGAAGGUCUUGUUCUAGUGUGUAAUAGCAUUGCUUUACAAAAGAAGCAUGUUCAUGAAUUAUUCAUCAUUUCUCCACAACUAACAUAGUCAUUGAAAUC
This is a messenger RNA of Arabidopsis thaliana (thale cress), 1344 nucleotides long. Its product is annotated as CHUP1-like protein. The transcript is spliced from 2 exons. Bases 89 to 1210 code for a protein of 373 amino acids. Lineage: Eukaryota; Viridiplantae; Streptophyta; Magnoliopsida; Brassicales; Brassicaceae. The record is from RefSeq and is marked reviewed.